This is a messenger RNA of Lates calcarifer (barramundi perch), 2567 nucleotides long. RefSeq names its product phosphatidylinositol glycan anchor biosynthesis, class W (gene pigw). The record is from RefSeq and is a predicted model, not a curated record. Gene Ontology annotation, cellular component: endoplasmic reticulum; membrane. NCBI's taxonomy places the organism in Eukaryota, Metazoa, Chordata, Actinopteri, Centropomidae. Bases 907 to 2400 code for a protein of 497 amino acids. The transcript has 2 exons. Gene Ontology annotation, molecular function: glucosaminyl-phosphatidylinositol O-acyltransferase activity. Gene Ontology annotation, biological process: GPI anchor biosynthetic process; protein localization to plasma membrane.
AUAGUCUUGCAAAGGUAAUUUACAUUUAUUUUUACAGAGGUAUAUCUUGGUCAGUGUGACCUGUUAUUCAUUUAGUCACAGUCACUUAAUACUGACAAAUAGAAGUCCAUCCUGUCCUGCCAGGAUCACAUGGCCGGGACAUGCACCCAGAGGAGGACUGUCAUCAGGCUCAGGUACUAAAUUUGUGCAGACAGAUUUAAUCCAAUCGCAGGUCGCCUACAUCCAAUUAAUCUGUAAGGCGUUUAAUGAUCGUAAUGACAUUAAUUUAAUAUCCAACCGUGCACGAAUGCUAUCCUGAAUACACAACACACCAUGACAAACAAUUAUCACCAGGAAGAGUCAUGUUAUAGCAGUAUGUUAUAUUAUCAUUUUGAAAGCAGUAGGUGGCUUAAGAAUAAAUACUGCCAAUACAUCUAUCAUUUAAAGGUAGAUAAAGAACGAGCUAGAGUGAUUUUUUAAGUUUUGUUACGCAGCCUUCAUUCCUCUGCUGCUCUUCUUCUGCCAAACUACAGCCAAAAAUCUAGCAAUUGUGUGUGUGUUGUCAUCUACAAUGGCAAACUGAAAACUACCCCAAUAAGAGCUAUUAACUAAAUAUUGAGACACAAGACGUUGCAGUAGCAUGUGUGAACCAUGUUUGCUGAUAUAGUUACUGUGACUGCGACUGAAAGUUGGCCACAACAAUUUGAGUCCACACUAAGUGUGCGUUAGCAAAAGGUAGAAAACGUUGCCAACUGUUGUCUGUAUUAAGUUUGGCUUCAUUCUCCCCAUGCAUUGCAGGGACUAUUUAUCUGGCGCAGUGAACAUCGGGUGUUAUUCGGUCAGAAGUAUGAAUUCAUAAGACAUUUUACAAAGCGAAAACGAGCCAACCAAUCAAAAUGAAGAAGCGGUACAGAAGUAUUACAGGCCAUGUCGCAGAGGGGACUGAAGGAAGCGUUUGUCAGUAAUCUCAAUGGGACCAGCCUGCAGGAGGUAGCACUGGGCUCAUUCCUCUCGCCAGUAUGCCUCAUCAACAGGGGACUGAUAUUGAUCCUCUACCAUCAGGCUAAAGGGACUCUUCCACUGCCAUUUCCACUGAUAUCUCACCUGCUUCUAGACUUCUCUGUGCUUAUUCUUCCCCUGGUCGUGUCAUGCACCGUCCUGAGCAGCAUUCUUCUUCAGGUCAUCAUGAGCUUAACCUUUAUUUCAACUUGUGUAUUUUGCUAUAUUAAUCGCACCAACAGUCACCCUUCUACUCGGCACUCAAAGACCACCAUCAGCACCUUCCUUCAGAGCCAUGUUCAGUUCAACCAGGUUCCCUUUGUGACUAUCUUUAGAGUGUUUGUAAAUGUGAAAACAGCCAUCAGCAUUCUGGCUGUGGACUUUAGUGUCUUCCCAAGGAGAUAUGCUAAAACAGAAACCUAUGGAACAGGGGUUAUGGACUUCGGCGUUGGAGCAUAUGUCUUUGCAAAUGCCCUUGUGUGUCCAGAGGCACGGAGGAAGACCAUCUCAGGGUCCAGGAUGAAUCAUAUCACAAAGCAGCUCCUGUCUGUUUGGCCCCUUGUUGCUCUUGGUAUAGGAAGGCUAGUGAGCGUCAAAAUGGCAGACUACCAUGAGCAUGUGACAGAAUACGGCGUCCACUGGAAUUUCUUUUUCACACUAGCCAUUGUCAGAGUUGUGGCUUCUAUGCUUUUGGCUGUUUUACCAGCCAGUCAGUCAUGGGUCAUUUCCCUUCUGAUCGGCGGGCUUUAUCAGUUCACUCUGGAGACAUCAGGGCUGAAGGAGUUCAUCAUCCACAACAAUGACAGAGGAAAGAACUUUCUGCAUGCUAACAAGGAGGGCAUAUUCUCUGUAGUGGGCUAUGUAGCCAUCUACAUGGCAGGGGUUCAAGUUGGACUUUAUGUGAUGCAGCCAAGAUCCCAAGUUAAAGAGUGGCUCAGAGCACUUCUAAACCUCUUGUUUGGUAGUUUUGUGCUGUACGCUGUUUUGUACAUAUGUCAGGCGCUGGUGGAGCCCGUGUCUCGCCGCUUAUCUAAUUUACCUUUCUGCCUUUGGAGUGUUGCUCAGUCUUUGUUUUUUAUUUCCUGCCUCGGUAUAGCUGAUAUGGUUUUACUGUUUUCCAAAAGAACAUCAGGCUGCCAGUGUGUACCCUCAUCGUGGAAUUUUCAUAAAAAACAGUCAGACUCAGUCUCUGACAAAAAGACUGAUGAAAUAGAAAGAUUCUGCCUUGUUCAAGCUGUUAGCAGGAAUCAGUUGUUAUUUUUCUUGCUUGCAAAUGUCAUGACAGGACUGACCAACUCAGUAGUGGACACACUCAGCUGUAGUAGUUCAUUUUCAGUCUGUGUUUUGUUGUUGUACAUGUUCACAAAUUGCUUUGUAAUAUAUGUUUUACAUCUCUGUGGAAUUACAGUGAAAUUCUGGUAAAAUCACAUUUGUUAAACUAUGUGGUUCGUUUGUAUAUUUUAAUGUUACAGAAAGAUGUGAUCUGUCAUGUUGAAAAUACUACUGUGCCUGAUGUGUUUAUUUAUGUAAAUAAAUACAUGUUUUUAUAAAAUCUGAAAUUUUAAAAAAAGGUUAACAUUUGUUUAUGU